Messenger RNA from Cucumis sativus (cucumber), 829 nucleotides. Its product is annotated as 17.8 kDa class I heat shock protein. The record is from RefSeq and is a predicted model, not a curated record. Lineage: Eukaryota; Viridiplantae; Streptophyta; Magnoliopsida; Cucurbitales; Cucurbitaceae. The transcript has a single exon. Gene Ontology annotation, biological process: response to hydrogen peroxide; protein folding; response to salt stress. Bases 243 to 701 code for a protein of 152 amino acids.
GGAAGAUAGUAGAAGCUCCUGGAGUCAUCUUCUUCACCAACAAGAAAUUGUUUUUCUGGAAAUCUCUAAGCUAUCGUCUUCCCUCCUAUUUAAAUGUUUCAUUCUUCCCGGUGGAAGCUAACCUUAGCAGCAGCAAACAAUACCAACAUUACCAGCAACUCCAUAGACAACAAAUUCCAUUUCUAUUCUCUCUUAUUUCUCUGUUUCUUAACCAAUAUCUUCUGCUUUAAAUUUCAACCUCCAUGUCUCUGAUUCCAAGCAUUUUCGGUGGUCGCCGGAGCAACGUCUUCGACCCCUUUUCAUUGAACAUUUGGGAUCCAUUUGAAGGCUUGCCAUUUUCGAACUCAUUGGCCAAUGUCCCCUCUUCUGCUCGUGAAACCUCUGCUUUUGCCAACACUCGGAUUGAUUGGAAAGAAACCCCACAAGCCCACAUCUUCAAGGCGGAUCUUCCCGGAAUCAAGAAGGAAGAAGUCAAAGUAGAGGUGGAAGAAGGCAGAGUUCUGCAAAUCAGUGGAGAGAGGAGCAAAGAGCAGGAGGAGAAGAACGAAAAAUGGCAUAGGAUUGAGCGGAGCAGUGGGAAGUUCAUGAGGAGGUUCAGGUUGCCUAAGAAUGCAAAAGUGGAGGAGGUGAAGGCCAACAUGGAGAAUGGAGUUCUGACUGUGACAGUUCCUAAACUGGAGAAGAACCCUUGUAAACUUUAAUUUCAUGAUUAAAACUCUAAUAUUGUAUAUAAAACUGUAAUAUGGUAUAUAACAAUAAUUGUGUUUCUCUCACUCUUUUAAUCUUAAUUUUGUUUUUUUUUAUGGAAAUAAUAAACAACUUAAAAGAA